Acanthoscelides obtectus is the source of this 1236-nucleotide messenger RNA. NCBI's taxonomy places the organism in Eukaryota, Metazoa, Arthropoda, Insecta, Coleoptera, Chrysomelidae. The record is from the annotation of a GenBank genome assembly.
UCUCAUUACAGUCAUGUCAGUCAAAUUAACCUGAACAAUUCAAAAUGGCAGCGUUUAAGAGCAAAAAGGAAAAAAUAGAGGAAAAGCUCAAGAAGAGGUCCUUACUAAAGAAGGGUGCUUCAUCAAAAGUUACAGAUGAGCAUAUUUCUGAGAAGGUGAAGUUUGGAAAGCCGGUACUGAUUGUGUCCUACACAUCAAUUAAGGUUCUCACAGGAAUUAUAGCUGUUAUGCUGGCGGUCAACGUAGCCUACUCCCUAAGUCUGCUUUACACUGCAAUAAGACUGAGAAGCAACCUUGGCCAAUUCCUCAAUAUGGUAGCAAACGGCGAUGGAGAUAUUCUACCUUCAACGCAAGCUAUCCCCGUAUUCAUCUUUUUGGUUCUAAACGUUACCGCAACUGCUGUUACCUUGCGUUUCUUUAACCGCCCAGAAGACAAGAAAGGAAACACCAUUUUGUUUGUGCUGCUUAUAAUUUCACUCGUUAUGGUGAUAGUGACUUGGGUUGUGAUUAUCUACAUCGUGCUGCAUGCCCAUAAGACUCGAGAGCAUCUUCAUGAUGGCAUAACAUUAGCAAUGAAGAGUUAUGGUAAUGAUUCUGCCAGUAAAAAGCGGAUAGACAGAUUGCAGAUAGAACUGCAAUGCUGUGGAAGUAAGGGAUAUGACGAAUGGUACAACGUUACAUGGAUGGACAAAAGUCUGAUGAAAAAGGGUACUGUAGACAACUCUGAAGGUAACACUCCUUUCAGCUGUUGUUCGUUGGCAUCCUCGUUUCCCUGUAUCCACCAUGAUAUAGAGAAGACCGGAAAGGUAUAUUUGUACACACCAGAACAAAACCUCAGUAUAUCAACUGUUGGCUGUUUCAAUAAAUUAAGAGAACAAGAAAAGGCAGUAGGAUGGAACAUAGUCGGCAAUCUGUUCCUGUACACCAUGCUUCAGUUAGGGUUAAUUAUAUGUCUAAGGUUCCUCCAAACAGGGCACUCUAUUAAUUGGAAGUUUGUCGGUCACGGCGAGGAAUACGUCAUAUGGUUGGUAGGUCGCUACGCAAGAAAGAAAAAGAUAGAUAAGGACAAUGACCAAUCAGAAACUUCCUCGAAGGUGCCGUUAACUGAAGCAGAAGAAACUGAACUAGCUGAACCUCCUUUACCACCAAUUCCAAGUGCGGUGAAAUGACUGAUAUCAUGCUCAACAAUAUUGUAGUAUACGUAUAUUUGUUCUAAACAUGUGUCUUGGUUCCGAA